UAACUUUUAAAAACGCUGUGGGCCGUUGGCCUUGUAUGAAUUUACAAAAACAGAGAUGUAACGUAAACAACGCUUCGAAUUUGUCUAAAAAAUAAAAAAUAAAAAAUGCAUAAUUUGUCAAAAAAACAAAACAAAAUGUGGGCGGGCAGAAGUGAACUGACGCCAAAAUAAAAAAAGAAAAAGAAAAAGAAAAAGAAAAAACCCUAGCCCCUAACGUCUCUGUCCCUGAACUAUCGUCGGCAAAAUUCAACAAACUAGCGGCGGCGGCGGCACGGCAAGCGGUGAAGACGAGCGAGUGGAGACUGCGUGCGGCGAGCGGUGAAGCGGCGGCGAUCGGCAAGCGGUGAGGUGGCGGCACGGCACGCAUAGUGACUCCGACUUCGAGCGGCGAGGCAGCCGCCACCUUUUCUCCGGCACCUCAUCGCCGUGCUAGAAAAAAACAAUCCUUUACCCUGCGACAAUUCAUCUACUUGCGUCUGAAAAAAAGGUUGAAAAGAGAUGUUUUUCCUGAGCAAAUUAGAGCACACUCUGAGGUUGCCCCCACAUCUCCUCAGCCUACCCAUCGAGAAGGCCAUUAGAGGAGAGCUCGAGUUUCUCUUGUUAGACAAGGUUAUUGAAAAUCUAGGGUUGUGCGUCAGCGUGUAUGAUAUUCAAUCCAUCAAUGGUGGUUUUGUGUUUCCCGGCAAUGGCGCCUCCACUCACACAGUGGUAUUCAGGCUGGUAAUGUUUCGGCCGUUUGUGGGAGAGGUUAUAUCGGCUCGACUUAUGGAAUCGACAAAGGAUGGUUUACGAUUUUCUAUUUCGGAGAUCGAACUUGAUUUGAGUCAGUCCAGUAUUAACUUAUGCUUGGCAGUGUCACUUGGAUUUUUUGAGGACGUCUAUGUACCUGUCCCUUGCCUGAACAGUCCCAAUCACUCUGAACCCGACCCAACGAUUAAGGGUGGUGUUAAAUGGGUUUGGGAAUACGAGGGUGAAAACUAUCCGAUAGACGGGGAAGAUGAGAUUAGAUUUAAAGUUCUCAGUGUGAGUUAUCCGCCUAUACCUUUAGAUCAUGGAGAGGCGAACGAAAAUGAUAAAGAGCAUAAAGUUGUGAAACCAGUUGCCCUUAUGGUGGUCACUGGUACUAUUGAUGCGGAUGGUUUAGGUCCGAUUUCAUGGUGGGUAUAAAGAUGAUUCAUCGAGCAGAAGCCAGUGCAAUAUUUUUCUUAUACUUCCAGAGAUUUUCAACCUUGUUGUAGCAGAAAAUUGAACAGGGGACUUUGUUAAUGUAAAUUUUGUUAAUUAUCUAAGACUCAUAUAUUCUUUUUCCUUCUUUUUUCAUUUCUUAAUAUUUAGGUCGUAU
This is a messenger RNA of Striga asiatica, 1342 nucleotides long. Lineage: Eukaryota; Viridiplantae; Streptophyta; Magnoliopsida; Lamiales; Orobanchaceae. The record is from the annotation of a GenBank genome assembly.